AAUUGCACUCAUCGCAGCUCUAUAUUCUGCCAUCCUCAGCAGCAUGAUGGAGGAAUAUUUAAUAGGAUCAGUAUGGAGCCGGUCUGAGCCGCCCUGAUCUGCACCAGAGCCCGUUUGAGCGCAACGCAGCGCCGCCCUCCGCAUCGCGGAAGCACCAGCAGCAGCUCCGCCGCUUUUACGCUCGAGCGGCUCAGCCACUAUCAGGAAACUCAAACUCACAUCCACCCGCUCCCACGGACACACGCAUCUUUCCGCGGCAAGGUCACGGAGCCGGCAGACAUCGCGGAACGUGUACACAGACGUGUACAUUUCAUCUGAAAGUGAAAACUCAGUGUUAAGGUGGUCCAGUGAUGCCACCCCCCACCACAGGUGCUGCUGUGCCCCCACCGGACGGUGGGUGGGGGUGGGCUGUGGUGUUGGGAUCUUUCAUCUCCAUCGGCUUCUCCUAUGCCUUUCCCAAAGCCAUCACGGUGUUCUUCAAAGACAUCCAGAUCAUCUUUGAUGCCUCCUAUAGUCAGGUUGCGUGGAUCUCCUCCAUCAUGCUUGCAGUCAUGUAUGCUGCAGGUCCCAUCAGCAGCAUACUGGUCAACACAUAUGGCUGCAGACCCAUUGUCAUGAUGGGGGGCUGCUUGUGUGCCCUUGGCAUGAUCUCAGCAUCCUUCUGCACCAACGUGAUGCAGCUUUACAUCUGCAUCGGAGUCAUCGGAGGUCUUGGACUGGCCUUCAACCUGCAGCCAGCAUUGACGAUGAUAGGCAAAUAUUUCUUUAAGAAGCGCCCCAUUGCUAAUGGGUUAGCGAUGGCAGGCAGCCCAGUCUUCCUCAGCACUCUGGCACCUCUCAACCAAUACCUCUUUAAUCAGUUUGGAUGGAGAGGCAGCUUCCUGAUCCUGGGUGGGCUGCUGCUGAACUGCUGUGUGGCUGGUUCCCUCAUGAGGCCGCUUGGACCACAACCCAGCAAGGCCAAGAAGGAUGAAGCGCUAGCUGCCAUCACCACUACAACUGAAAAGCGAAGCCUCUGGCAGAUAGUCAACAAGUACUUGGACCUAACACUGUUCAAACAUCGUGGCUUCCUUAUUUACCUAUCAGGCAAUGUCAUAAUGUUCCUGGGUUUCUUUGCACCCAUUGUCUUCCUCGCCGCCUAUGCCAAAGACAUGGGUGUGGAUGAAUAUUCCGCUGCCUUCCUGCUCUCAAUCUUGGCUUUUGUUGAUAUGUUUGCCAGGCCCUCCAUGGGUCUUCUGGCAAACUCUCGCUGGGUCCGCCCCAAGAUCCAGUACUUUUUCAGCUUUGCUGUCCUGUACAAUGGAGUGUGCCAUAUACUUUGUCCACUAGUGGAAAGCUACACUGGCUUGGUAGUGUAUUCAGUAUUCUUUGGCUUUGCUUUUGGCAUGGUGAGCUCAGUAUUGUUUGAGACAUUGAUGGACCUGGUUGGAGCUCCAAGGUUCUCCAGUGCUGUGGGCCUCACUACAAUUGUAGAGUGCUGCCCUGUCCUCAUUGGUCCACCAUUAGCAGGGAAACUGGUAGACAUCACUAAAAAUUACAAGUACAUGUACUUCUGCUGUGGUGGUGUUGUCAUCCUGGCGGGUAUUUGGCUUUUUAUUGGAAACUUCAUUAACUACAGACUCUUGGAACGUGAGCGCAAGCAGGCAGAGAUGUACAAACGGACUGAGACCGAAGAUCCUGAUCGAGUUCAGGAUGAGAAGGAGGCUGAUGGUGUAGGUCAAGCCUUUGAGGAACUGAUCAACGAAAACCAAAAAGACGGAGAGCCCAUGCAGAGAGAGACCAACAUUUAAAAUGUUCUGCACUGCCAACAGUUCACCUUUCACCCCAGCUGCAGCCGUUCAACACCAUCAAGUAUUCAUCAAACUGGGCUCCAAGCUAAGAGGCGCCUCUCACUGUUCAACCACACUCUGGUUCAGGCGCUCCUCGGUACUACUCCUAAAUAACUGCCAAAGCAACUGUUGCGUUGUAGGAAAGGUGAGGUAUAGUAUCUGUUUGUUGGAGAGUAUUAGCUGUAACUACAACUGAAAUAUUAACAAGAACGGUCCACGUGAAAAGCUAAUAGUCUAAAACGUCCCUGCCACAAUCAUUUUAAAUAAGCAGGAUCUCUUGGGGACACUGUAGGCAUGCUGCUGCUUUUAUGUACCUAAAAAGGUACCUCUACUUGAUUGUUUUUUUUAUUCACAUAAACAAAUAUGUCUGUUUCAGUGUGCAGCGAUAUAGAAAAUAUCUCCGUCUUAUUAAAUUGAGCAGCUUACUAUAAAAACGUAUUUUGAGAAUGUUUGGGAGUCAGAGAUCAUAUCCAAGUUUGCACUCCAACUGAGUGAAUAUAUUUGAAUUCACUUUGAAUCAUUUUGAAAAAAAAACCAAAAAACAACAUAAUCUGCUGUUGGAUUUCAGACUUAAUUUUACUUCAUAUUCCAACUUCCAAAGAUCCAAAGCUACAUAUGUUAAUCGGUCAUUCAGGUUUCAUCUGGUUUUCAAUAUGAAGAAAAUACGAGUACGAUACUUUCUACUGUUUGAACACACAUCAGAAAAUGUUAUCCAAAUGUUCUAAUUGAGUAAAUCAAGCAGAGGCCUGGUUAUGGAAAAUUACUGAGUCUCUGUAUGUUCUGAAACCAUUUUUUUCACUGAAAGACCUCUGAUGUACCUCUGAGUGUUUCAGUGAUGAGUUCUUGAUCAAUGUAUGUCUUUUUUUUUCACUAUACGUUAUUGCUCAGCCUAACAUCACACAUCACUUGAUGAAACUGGUGGCACACAGUUGCCUUGUCCAUGAAGAUGUCAAACACCUCUGCACUCAAAGCAACCUUCUACAGAACAAGGGAUGUUGAAAAUACACAAUGAAGAACUAAUUUACUGUAGUUUGUUGCAUCACUGCUACAAGAAUUUGCUAUUCCCAUCUUUGUGUUUGCACCAUGACUAACUUAGGCCCUUUCCACAUGACAGAGAUAGGGACUUGUAUUUUUAACUUAGACUUUAGUCUUGAAAACAAAGACUUGACUUGAAUUAUGCACUCUGAACACUUGAGCCUUGACUUAAACUCGAGGUCUGGGACUCGGGUCUCAUGACAAACCUUACUCUAAUGCAUCAUGCGUGAAAAUAAGUUAUGGUGACACUACGCAAAGAUGAUUUGAAGGAACGAUAAUAUUGUAGCAACAAAACGUCGUUUUAGGUUUUCUAAACCUUUCUUGUUACGGUCGCCAUUAAAUGCUAAAUGUGUGAAAAACAUAGAGGAAGAAAUGGUCAGAGAUAAAAGUAGCUGCAGCAGCCUUUUCUUUUUUGAUGUUGUAAAUGUGGACAGUAUUGUGGACAGUAUUGUCACCUACUGGCCUGGCAUGGAUAUUUCAGAAUUUGUUAAAACUAGUGGUCUAGAUAAAGUUUUGUUUCACAAUAUUUUGCAAGUGGAAUUACCAAUAGUAAUGAAAACUAACAGAAUAAAGCUUAAUCUGACUGGGUUCCUGGAUUAUUAUAGUCAAGCUUUGUUAAAAGAGUUAGGAAGCUCUUUUUAUUAUGCCCAACUUCUAUAAAUACAGAACAGAUGUGGUCACAGCUGGUGAUGCUGGUAUCCAUAUAUAUUGCUGCCCGCCUGAGCACCGUAAAGCUGUGUUGUAAGAACCUGUGCAAACUUUUGAUCAAAUCAUAAAAAAUGCUGCAUUAAAUGUCUUGGGUACAAUAGUCCCACAAUCAUAUCAGGUAUGCUGUACUAAAUGUCAAAUUACCACACUUGACCCCUGACAUUGUUCUAAAACUUAAUUUAAUUACUGUUGAAUGUAAUUUCCUCUGUGGGCCUUAAUAAGGUAUUAAUGACCAAACCCAUCUACAGAGCCCAUGAACAAUACACUCUCUCAGAUAUUAAUAUACAGGGAAAUGUGUAUCUAGUCGCAGUCCAGUUUGUGAUACAUCGCCUUAAAUCUAAAUGCAGUGUAAUGAUUGCAGGGUAGUUAUACAGUUAAUACUUGAUAGAACAAUAUAAAAAGGAUAAAGUCUGUUAAACGUGAGACUUUUUCUGCUGUGAUAAAGUAAAAAUUCACAUAAAAUAAUCUGUUCCAUUUGUCUCCUCACAUAUCUGCAUUAGAAUGUGAAAUCUUUAAGUGAUUGUUUUCUGUGUCUUGUUGUUUCCAUCAAUCAACUAACUAACCAUAUCCAUUCCAGGAUGUUAAAUAUACGAAGGAUUAUUCUACUAACUAGAAAUGCUAAUCCAUCCACAUAUACUGUAUGGUGUGCGCUCAAAUAUACAGCAUGUUUUACCUUUCUUUUCAAAAAAUUGUCAAAGUGCCCAUUUCAAUAUGGGUCACUGCCUAGGGUGUCCUCCUGUAAAGGGGGGCACAAGCACGUGGGAAAAGAAAGUCACUGGCAGUUUAACCCACACAUUUUCUAUUGCUUAGCUGCAUGUUCAGUCAUGGGGUAAUAGACACCCUCUUGUGUUGUGCACAGUGUAAGCAUUGUGAGUAUGACAAUAAACCACAGGUGGCAAGUAAUUAUAUAUUUAUCUCUGAUUCAUAGCUUUUAAUUUGGCACAAACCUAAAAGUGUGUUUCUGUGUUUUUAAGGAAGCUGGACAGCAUUUGAUCCUCUCUAACCCAAAGUCUAAAAUACUUAAAAUCAAUAAAUCUGAAGGUCAUUAUAUUCAUUUGAAAAAUUACAACAAAAUGUUUACUCUAUAUAUAGAAAAUGUUGUGAAUUUUUGGACGGUGGGGUGGCUAAUGGGUUGUAUUCGGAUCCGCCUGGGGCACUAUUCAUGCAAGAAUGACCAAAAAUAUCACAUUCAGAAUAAAAAGCCAAACACAUUUUAAUUUCAAAUUGAGUUUACGAAAGAGAUUAUGAACAAACGGGGGAAAAAACGCCAUUGUCUUUGUCUUUCCCUUGCUUUCAGCAGUAACAGGUGUACCGCGAAUCAUGAAAAAACAUGUCCAUCUGUGUUGCACACUUUGAACCACAUUCUGUCUUUGCGCAAGAGUCGAGAUAACGCUCAGAUUAAUCUGAACUGACCUGAUCAGAUUAAUCAGCCACUGCUGUAUAGGGAAGUGAUGGCUAUUGGUUUAAGAACAACUGCAGUCCUAUUUAUUGUUUGAGCCACUAUGUUGACUGAGUAUGACUUGGUCUUAUUUAUACAAAGUUAUAUAAAAAAAUACAAUAUUGUUGAAAUGUGUAUUUAUUCUACGAAUUAAAUUGAAAAAGUGAAACUUAUACGUGGAUCUAUAGUAUGCAGACAGAUGUAUUUCAAGUGUCUUUUGUUAAUUUUAGUUGUUACAGUGUGCAGUUACUGAAAACUGAAAAUUCAGUUUCUCAGAAAAUCAGAAUAUUACUUAAGGCCAAUCUAAGGUUGAGUGGAAUGAAAAAGCCUGGUAGAAAAACUUGCUAAGAGGGUGACGAGACAUUAGAUGUUAAAAUGUAGAUGAGCACUAUUAAAGCUACCUGGCUUUUCUUUGACACCCCAGCAGUGCCUCCAGUUGAUCACCUCCAUGCACAAUGCCGGCACAAUGAUAGUAGCAGUAGUAAUUCAUCAUAAAGGAGCUGCAGCCAAGUACUGAACAACAGUCUCAUCUUUUUUGACUUAGCCCAGGUGAUACGCUUCUGAAAUUGUCCAGUUCAGGAAUGGCUUAACACAUGGAAUGUGACAGUUGUUGUCCAUAUCCACAAUAUGUCUGUGUGUUGUGGCUCCUAAAGCAAUACGGCCACACAAUCCAGAACUUGUGAAUUUCAAUCAAACUCCUGAAUGGGCUUUGCUUCACAGCUUCUCAAGAUUGUUGAAUACUUUUUUCUACCUCUCUUUUUUCCUUCAACUCAACUUUCUGUUUCUUGGUUACCACAUGAACAGCCAGCAAUGACUUUUUGUGACCUAAAAUCUGCACUUAUGAAUCAGUCUGUUUAAAUGAAUCUAUAGAAUAAAGUUUCAGCUUUUGAUUUGAAUUAUUUAAUUAUGUACAUUUUUCAGUUAAAUUCCAACCUUUAAAAAAUAUUACUCUUUUUUUUUUUUUAACUCAGUGUCCAUUAAGAUUGUCAAUGAAUAAAACUCCGUCUGUGCAGGUCACUCUCUACCAGAUAACACUGCCCCCUGCUGGUGUCAGACCAUUUAAACUUGAUUUGAAAUAACAUUUUUGUACAUUCCAGAGAUUUUUGUUCCAUGAUAUAAACUGGAUUGUAAUCCAUUAUUGUAACAAUUUAACAUGUUAUCCAUUAAAACAGAACAAAGAGGAAUACCAAUGAAA
This is a messenger RNA of Girardinichthys multiradiatus, 6205 nucleotides long. RefSeq lists its product as uncharacterized. Gene Ontology annotation, cellular component: membrane. Bases 351 to 1790 code for a protein of 479 amino acids. Gene Ontology annotation, molecular function: monocarboxylic acid transmembrane transporter activity. Gene Ontology annotation, biological process: transmembrane transport; monocarboxylic acid transport. The transcript has 5 exons. NCBI's taxonomy places the organism in Eukaryota, Metazoa, Chordata, Actinopteri, Cyprinodontiformes, Goodeidae. The record is from RefSeq and is a predicted model, not a curated record.